GUUCGAUACAAUAGAAUGACAGAGUAUGGGAAAACAAAAAGGCGGCAGUAAUGUCGACAAAGUGAAGGCGACAUCCAAAACUACCGCAAGUGCAAGCAAUUCAUCCGUACAGGAUGAUGUCCGUUUUCCUGCUAUCGGCGGACAAAAGCAUGCAAGAACGCUUGAAUCUCCACAAGUUUUGGUAGCUGAUCAAGUAUUGUUGUACCCUAACACGUUGACGAAUUCUGAAUGUGAAUCAUUGAUUGGAAUGUUUGAUUCAGACAACCUAAAAAUGCAAGCGUCACCACCGGCAAAGAAAGGUGAAGCAGAACGAACAAACUUCCGAUUUUCCACCGUUUCACCAAAAUUUGCCAAAGAGCUGUAUGAAUCAACAGGUCUUUCAAAAGUUGUUGCAGAUUGGCCAAGUGUGUUUCCUAAAAUGAACGCUAAACCUGUCGGAUUAUCAUCCAACAUACGAAUCUAUCGAUAUGAUCCAGGUGCAAUCUUUGCUUGUCAUUAUGAUGAUCAUUCGAUCGAUCCACAUUUUGGACCUUCUUGGGGCAAAACGGAAUGGACACUAUUGGUCUACCUUACCGGAGAACCUGAAGUACAAGGCGGACAAACUGUAUUCUACAAAGGUCAUACAAGACCAAAAGAUGGAAUCCAAUCAGAAAAUGCAAUCGUUGCUCCAUUGAUGAAGGGUGCGGCUUUAUUGCAUCGACAUGGAAAGGCAUGUAUGCUACACGAAGCCUUACCGCCUACAAAAGGCACCAAAUGGGUCUUACGAUCCGAUCUCGUCUUUGGAACAUCAUGAACACGUUGUUGAGAAUAUGUAGCAUAUCAGUAGUUUAUCUAAAAUGUUAAUUAUACU
Meira miltonrushii is the source of this 850-nucleotide messenger RNA. RefSeq lists its product as uncharacterized. Gene Ontology annotation, cellular component: endoplasmic reticulum. The transcript has a single exon. Lineage: Eukaryota; Fungi; Basidiomycota; Exobasidiomycetes; Exobasidiales; Brachybasidiaceae. Bases 26 to 793 code for a protein of 255 amino acids. The record is from RefSeq and is a predicted model, not a curated record. Gene Ontology annotation, biological process: peptidyl-proline hydroxylation to 4-hydroxy-L-proline. Gene Ontology annotation, molecular function: iron ion binding; L-ascorbic acid binding; procollagen-proline 4-dioxygenase activity.